This is a messenger RNA of Pseudoliparis swirei, 2782 nucleotides long. RefSeq names its product SIN3-HDAC complex associated factor, like (gene sinhcafl). Bases 243 to 926 code for a protein of 227 amino acids. NCBI's taxonomy places the organism in Eukaryota, Metazoa, Chordata, Actinopteri, Perciformes, Liparidae. The record is from RefSeq and is a predicted model, not a curated record. Gene Ontology annotation, biological process: negative regulation of cell migration. The transcript is spliced from 6 exons.
GUAGGUGAAAAGAAUACGGCGAAGAUUCAAAGUUUUUCUUCAGUAAGUGCACUUUUAUUUCUCUUGGACAUACGUUACAUUUGUGGCGUUUGACUGAUUUGUAGUGUGGAAAGAGACCGAGGGUUAACAUUGGUUAGUCGUAAUCGGACUCGUGCGUCUUCAGGUGUCCCGAGCUAAGCGCACAAAGACCAACCGACAAUAGAAAACGUAUUUCUGUCACAACACCGACCAACAAACAGACUAUGUUUGGCUUUCACAAGUCAAAGAUCUACCGGAGUAACGACGGCUGUUGCAUCUGCAAGACCAAGUCCUCCAGUUCACGCUUCACGGACAGCAGUCGAUAUGAAGAAACAUUUGAGCUCUGUUUUGGGCUUUCAGAAGAUCGGCUUGGAGACAUUUGCAAUGCCUGUGUGUUGCUUGUGAAGAGGUGGAAGAAGCUCCCUAAUGGCUCCAAGAAGAACUGGAACCACGUGGUGGAUGCCCGGGCUGGACCAGGCUUCAAGAUGACAAAGCCCAAGAAGAUCAAGAACAGUGAUGGGAAGAAGAAAAGCAAGCUGAGGAAGCUUCAUAAAUUAAAGAGACAAACAGACUCAGAUGCCCACAGCACAACAUCCAGUGUGUCUCCGGCGCAGUCCCCCAGUUACAGCAACGUGUCAGAUGAUGGCUCAGACAUCGAGUCCAAGCAAAGGCGCCCAACUCCCUCCUCCAUCUUCUCUUUCCUGGACCGUUCGUACUGGAAGAGGCAAAAGGUGUGCUGUGGGAUCGUCUAUAAGGGGCGUUUUGGAGAGGUGAUUAUUGAUCCUCGGCUCUUCAAGCCCUGCUGCAGCUCCAAAAAACAGAAGACACUGGUGUCCACGCAGGUGUCCACACACCUGCCAGACCCACUUCCUCCACAACUCCCAGAAGUCAUAAAAGAAACCUGGUGAUUGCCUUUGUUUGCCCCCCCCCCCUGUAGGGUUAUCCAUGGCAUCCACCUGGAUUUGUCUCCAGUGGCAGACCUCCCAUUUCCACCCACCCAAUUAGAUCAAAUAGUUAGAAGUUUCUUUUCUAUGUAAUGUUCCUUUUUUAUAUGGGUAUUUUAUCUUUUGUAUAGAGUUGAUUGUCUUUCUUUUUUUUAUAGAAAGAAAAAAGAGGGGGAAACGUAUUAUGGGCAUUAGUGUUAUUUAUAGGUUAAGGAAGCACAUUUUGUCGAUGCUCCGUUUUUGAUUUGGUAUUGUUUUUGGAUAUUUUGUAUUGCGUGAUCAAAGUUUUGUAAAUAUUUUGUCACCUUUUCACACAUAUCAAGACUGCUAUAUUUUUUUCAUAAUUUGUCUAAUUGAAAGUGCAUAUGAGAGACACCAGCUAUUCUAAUACCAGCUUUUUUGUGUAUGUUGGAGUGCCGCGCCAACAUGUUGCAACGUUUUUGUCUUAUCGGUUCCAUAUGUGCGACUGCGUGUGUCUAGAAUUUUUUAGUACACAAAUGCCUUUGUUACCCCAGGGAUCAUCAGUAAGCUGUUCUCUAUGAAUUUAUGUUUGUAUAGAUAGCAACCUACUCUCUUUCUGACAUGUUCACAGCUUAAGCAUGCUGCACGUUUGAAACACUCCAUUUUGAUUCUCAUCAGUUGUUGCACAUUAACUCUGAUAGAUGGGGUUACACAAUGCAUGCAGUACAUUCCUUUGCCUGUCAGAAUGAUUCAUUUCUUUUUAGCAGCCUCCAAUGAAAUGACAAUGCAUGUUGUAAAGCAAAUGUUUUUUAAACUCAUUUUGUAAAUAGUCAGUGUUUCUGCUCUUGGUACAUCAACAUCUAUUUUUUAAUUUACAGGAAUAGCAAGCUAAUACUUUUGUAGGAAAACUUUUGUGUGUCUGAAAUGUGCUGGAAACAUGUACCUUUUACACUAAGCCCGUUUUAUCAAAUCUCAUUUUCUUGGACACAUUUUUGUAACUGUGUAUAAACUGCAGGGAAUGGUAGAUGUUUAUGGUCAGGAAGCAUGACCCCUUUUUUACGGUUACUCAAAAUUCUGUUAAGGAAACUGUAUGAUUGCCAUUUCUGUGAUUCAUCUUCAGAAGCAAUCAUCAAAGUUAAAACUAUGCAGACAUUUUUGAAUGUGAGAAGUGCUCUGGGGCUGUCUUAUCACUUGCAGUGUAAAGUGAUGGUUCCUUAUUCAACCAAAUUGGCUUAUAAAAAGCAUCCAUUAUUUCAGCAUAACUAUUUCAUUUUCGUAAUCAAAAUUCAUCAUUGUCUCAAGAUUUUUCUUGUUUAUGCUUUGUUGAAAUAAUGUUCAGAAUGCAGUUUUAGCUGUCGUGCAAACUGUCGCUCAAAUGAAUACUGUAAUGCCACGGUUGCUUUAUUUUUUUGCAUUAUUGUAACCUUCAUGAAUUGACAGGCAAUAAUCGGUAAAGUUGCUUAAUAUAUAAAUGUUUCUGCGGCAGGGUAGUUAAAUGCUGAACAUGUUUUAUGAUUCCUAUUAAAAGGAGAAAUUGCUGCUUCCCUUUAAGCUGGAAAAUAAGCUUGUUUUUGUCCUAAGGGAGUUGCCAUAUUGUUUUUGCGAGGUACAUUUUGGGAUGUGAGAUGUGCCUUAAUGAAUUACCUGACCUUGUCAUGAUUCUCAUGUAAUUUAUAUUUAUUUAUUGCAAAACCUUUUUUUAAACUGACAUUUUGAUAACUGGUGUGGAGCCUUUCAGAAAGUCUUUUUAAUUGUGUGCACUUCCUUUGAACAUGCAAUGUAGUUGUUUUUUAAAAUACUUAUUUGUAUACUGUAUGACAAAGUAGCUGUGUAUUGUAAUAAAAAAUAUGAAAGGAGAA